Messenger RNA from Pteropus alecto (black flying fox), 2899 nucleotides. RefSeq names its product gamma-glutamyltransferase 7 (gene GGT7). NCBI's taxonomy places the organism in Eukaryota, Metazoa, Chordata, Mammalia, Chiroptera, Pteropodidae. Gene Ontology annotation, molecular function: glutathione gamma-glutamate hydrolase. The record is from RefSeq and is a predicted model, not a curated record. The transcript is spliced from 15 exons. Gene Ontology annotation, cellular component: plasma membrane. Gene Ontology annotation, biological process: glutathione catabolic process. The coding region runs from base 50 to 1912 and encodes 620 amino acids.
GCCGCACCACUUCCGGCAGGCGCUGCGCUGCUGGGGGGCGCGGGUGAGGAUGGCGGCGGAGAACGAUGCCAGUCAGGAGAGCGCCCUGGGCGCCUACUCGCCCGUGGACUAUAUGAGCAUCACCAGCUUCCCGCGGCUGCCGGAGGACGAGCCGGCGCCCGCGGCCCCUCUGAGGGGCCGCAAGGACGAGGAUGCCUUCUUGGGAGACCCCGAUACAGACCCGGACUCCUUCCUGAAGUCAGCACGUCUGCAGCGGCUGCCGUCGUCAUCAUCAGAGAUGGGCAGCCAGGAUGGGUCGCCUUUGCGGGAGACGCGCAAGGACCCGUUCUCUGCGGCCGCAGCCGAAUGCUCCUGCCGCCAGGACGGGCUCACAGUCAUUGUCACAGCCUGCCUCACCUUUGCCACGGGUGUCACUGUGGCGCUCAUCAUGCAGAUCUAUUUCGGAGACCCUCAGAUCUUCCACCAGGGUGCCGUGGUGACUGAUGCCGCCCAUUGUACAUCACUGGGCAUAGAGGUGCUCAAUAAACAGGGAUCUUCCGUGGAUGCUGCUGUGGCAGCAGCCCUGUGUUUGGGGAUCGUGGCUCCGCACAGUUCUGGCCUAGGCGGUGGGGGUGUGAUGCUGGUACAUGACAUCCGACGAAAUGAGAGCCACCUAAUUGAUUUCCGGGAGUCUGCACCAGGAGUCCUCAGGGAAGAGGCCCUGCAGAGAUCCUGGGAGACCAAGGUGGGGACUCUGCCUGGGCUCUUGGUGGGGGUCCCCGGAAUGGUGAAGGGGCUACAUGAAGCUCACCAGCUCUAUGGCAGAUUGCCAUGGUCCCAAGUCCUGGCCUUCGCAGCAGCUGUGGCCCAAGAUGGCUUCAACGUGACCCAUGAUCUAGCCCAUGCCCUGGCUGAACAGCCUCCACCCAAUGCGUCUGAGCGCUUCCGUGAAACGUUCUUACCAUCUGGUCACCCACCGCUACCUGGUUCUCUGAUGCAUCGGCCUGACCUGGCUGCUGUGUUGGAUGCACUCGGCACUUACGGCCCCUCUGCCUUCUAUGCUGGUGGCAACCUCACGCUGGAGAUGGUGGCAGAGGCUCAGCACGCAGGGGGUGUCAUAACUGAGGAAGACUUCAGCAACUACAGUGCUCUCGUGGAGAAGCCUGUGUGUGGCGUAUACAGAGGCCACCUGGUUCUCAGUCCCCCACCCCCGCAUACAGGCCCUGCCCUCAUCAGUGCUCUCAACAUCCUGGAGGGCUUCAAUCUCACCAGCCUGGUAUCCCGGGAACAGGCUCUUCACUGGGUGGCAGAGACUCUGAAGAUCGCGUUAGCCCUGGCCAGCAGACUGGGAGACCCUGUCUAUGAUUCUACCAUCACUGAGAGCAUGGAUGACAUGCUCAGCAAGGUGGAGGCUGCCUACUUCCGGGGCCACAUCAAUGACUCCCAGGCGGCCCCUGCCCCACUCCUGCCUGUUUAUGAGCUGGACGGGGCUCCCACAGCUGCCCAGGUGCUCAUCAUGGGCCCUGACGACUUCAUUGUGGCCAUGGUCAGCUCCCUGAACCGGCCCUUUGGCAGUGGCCUCAUCACCCCGUCGGGGAUCCUGCUCAACAGCCAGAUGCUGGAUUUUUCCUGGCCCAAUAGGACUGCUAACCAUUCUGCACCUAGCCUGGAGAAUUCGGUACUGCCGGGGAAGCGGCCACUGUCUUUCCUGCUGCCCACUGUGGUCCGGCCAGCAGAAGGACUCUGCGGAACCUACCUCGCUCUGGGAGCCAAUGGAGCUGCCCGGGGCCUCAGCGGCCUGACCCAGGUUCUGCUAAAUGUCCUGACCUUGAACCGGAACCUGAGUGACAGCCUGGCCCGUGGUCGUCUUCACCCAGACCUGCAGUCCAACCUCCUGCAGGUGGACAAACUACCCUCCAGUAAUCCCAUUUGAGGAAAUAGGCCCACAUCUUUGUUGAAGAGCAGUGGGAGGUGAGAAUACAGGGCUUAUCAUGGAGGUCCAUGUUAAGAAGCAUGGUCUUUAUCCAGUUGAGUAAGGGGAGGGAUGUGACCUGAUUUGUUUAAUGUAGGGGAGGUAGAUUGAAGGGAGAAGAACUUAAGUCGGGGAAAUACAAGAAGCGCUAGGAUAACGGCCCAGCAAGAGAUGAUGAAGAAAGACCUGAACUUAAUGCAAGAGGAUGGGAAUUUGUUCAUUUAUCCAAUAAAUACUUGCUUAACAUUUACUAUGUUCUUACCCUGUUCUAGGCACUGGAGAUCAAUAGUGAACAAAACAUCCCUGCCUUCAAAAAUCUUAUCUAGUGCAGGGAGACACAGUAAAUAAAUAAAUCCAGGUAGCAUUAAGUGCUUUGAAAUAAAACAAAGCAAGGCGAAGAGAACAGGGGCUGCUGUUUUAGAUAGUGAUCAGGGAAGUUCUUGAACACUGGAAUGAAGUAAGAGAGCCAGUUUUAUGACCCCCGAGGAGGAGAGCAUUCCAGGCAGAGAGAACGGCAAAUGCAUAGGCCCUGAGAUAGGAGUAUGUUUGGCCUCUUUGAGGGACAGCAAGGAGGCUAGAGCAGAGUGAACAAAGGGAGAGAGUGGAAGGAAGUGAGGAGAGGAGUUUAAAGAGGUAGUGAGGUCCCAGAUGAUGUUGGGCCUUAGAGGCCGUGGUAAGGACUUUGGAUUUUAUUUUGAGUCAUCAAAGCUGUUAGAGGGUUUUGAGUGAGGAAAGCGACAUGGUCUAAUGGUUUAAAAAGAUCUCUAUGACUGCUGUGUGGAAGGCAGGACUGGAAGCAAAAAGACCAGUUAGUGGGCUAUGCAGUAAUCCUGGCAAGUAAUGAUGGCAGCUUGGCCUAGGCAGGUGGAGAUUAAGACUCCAAACCCCUUUUUCCAAUAUUAAGAAUGACUGUAUAUUAUUGAUCACUUACUGUAUGCAAAACUUUGA